Molecule: messenger RNA, 966 nt
Organism: Arctia plantaginis
Lineage: Eukaryota; Metazoa; Arthropoda; Insecta; Lepidoptera; Erebidae
Source: the annotation of a GenBank genome assembly
AUGUACGUGUUAGUAUUGAGCUGUGUUUAUGUUGGUCUCGUUGGAGCAUAUCAUAGAAUGGCACCACACUAUUCACGUAACAAGGGUUCCCUGAGAAAUGUCAGAACGUUGAACUUAACUGAGACUUUCUUUUCCUCGCUCCAAAAUUAUGCAGUGAACGCGAAGCCGGCAAACGAAACAACGUACCCUUGGAUAGCCCGCGUCGUACACUCCACUACCAGAGACGUGCCGCAUGUUUGUACAGCGUCAUGCAUCGACGCAGCCAUAUUCAUAACUGCAGCGAGAUGUCUCUUCGUUUUGAAGGUCAACUAUACUACAAUAAUAUACAGAUCGAAACGUCUGCGUGCUUUGGCGUUUGUCUUACCCUCAGAACCAAGUAAACAAGCCUUUGAUGACAUAGGCUUGAUAGUAGUUAAGAGAAAAAACGUGAUAGGAACCUGGUCAGUGAUUGAACUCUUUACCAACGUGAACAGGACGGAUGAUGCGUUUACCUGGUUCGGCAAUUUGGACUAUUUAUUUGGGAGUGUUAACACUAAAGUCCUGGGAUACUCUACGAAGAAGAAUCUCAUAUUAACACCAGAGCAGCACUACAAUCUGACAGAACUAGGCGUGGUCAUUGGUUUGGACAUAUGCGCAAGUGUUUUAUCAAACUCUGUAAACGGCUCCAUGGGAUACACAGUACCUUGCUACCAUUCCUGUACCUUCGGCCAGAUGUUGAGAAACAAUGCAAUAUGUGAUAGCUACCACGGCGUCGAAGGUGGCGCCAUCUUUGAUACCAUAACCAAUAAACUAAUGGGUGUUGCCACGUGGGGUACUUAUUACCCGCAACACGAGUUACCUGUUGGAUUCGCGUUUGCUAAUUCAGAUCACUUUUACAAGGAUUUUAGUUGCGCAAAAAGAAUACGCAACGAUAAUGGAUUGUUGGUCACAAAGGGGUAUUAUCAGAGCAUUUGUGAGGCGAAAUAA